This is a messenger RNA of Trypanosoma rangeli, 717 nucleotides long. RefSeq names its product HD superfamily hydrolase. The coding region runs from base 1 to 717 and encodes 238 amino acids. The transcript has a single exon. Lineage: Eukaryota; Euglenozoa; Kinetoplastea; Trypanosomatida; Trypanosomatidae. The record is from RefSeq and is a predicted model, not a curated record.
AUGGAGGCUCACCACUUCCGGCUAUGGGCGCGCUGUCAACGGUUUGUGGGGGACGUGUGUGCUGGUCGUGAUGCCACCCACGGGCUGGCACAUAUGGAGAGGGUCACAGAAAAUGCUCUUCUCAUCCUUCAUAUGGAACAUGGACAGGCAACGCGUUCCCCAUUAACGCUCUCGCGAGUGAUCCUUAUCGCCAUGCUUCACGAUGUUGCGGACCACAAGUACGAUGUGGCGAAUACGCUGCUUCAGAAGGCGCGGGAGUUCCUGGUGGCGGAGAUAGCGGCCAUAACAGAUGUGGAGGUGAACAGUGAGGAGGCGCUCAAUCAUGCUCUUACCGCUAUGGAAGCGGUCUCCUUCUCAAAGGAGAAGAAGUACGGCAUGCGGUGGUUCGAAGCGAAGUUGUCGCCCGAUUGGGUUUUUGUGCGAGAUGUCGUGAGUGAUGCCGACAAACUUGAGGCCAUUGGCGAGGAGGGGCUGCGACGGUGCCUUAUGUACACAAGGCACACCUUAAUGACUAGGGAAGGGCAUCAGGUCUGGGAUGCGGCCCUGCAGCAGCGCUGUCUGGAGGCGGUCAAGCAGCAUUUUGUGGAGAAACUAAGUCUGCUGUCAACAAAGUUUAUAGUCACACCUGCCGGCAAGUUUCUGGCCGCUCCACGACAUGUGGCGAUGGAGCAGACGUUAAAAGCAUGGGACCAGCAAGGGUUGCCGUCACUGACAUGA